This is a messenger RNA of Pteronotus mesoamericanus, 3281 nucleotides long. RefSeq names its product hypoxia inducible factor 1 subunit alpha (gene HIF1A). The coding region runs from base 406 to 2877 and encodes 823 amino acids. Gene Ontology annotation, cellular component: nucleus. Gene Ontology annotation, biological process: regulation of transcription by RNA polymerase II; cellular response to hypoxia. Lineage: Eukaryota; Metazoa; Chordata; Mammalia; Chiroptera; Mormoopidae. Gene Ontology annotation, molecular function: protein dimerization activity; RNA polymerase II transcription regulatory region sequence-specific DNA binding; DNA-binding transcription factor activity, RNA polymerase II-specific. The transcript has 15 exons. The record is from RefSeq and is a predicted model, not a curated record.
CUCCCCCUCAGGUGAGGCGGGCUUGCGGGUGGGCGCGCCCCCGACAUUCUCCUCCCUGCCCGCCCGCGCGCCCCCGAGCGCGCCUCCGCCCCUGCCCGCCCCCUGCCGCUGCCUCUGCUCCAUAGUGCACAGAGCCGCCUAGUCUGAGGGGACGCGAAGAUCGCCCUCGUCGCCUCUUGAGCCAGUCGUCGGGCUGGGCCUUGACAAGCAGCCCGAGGGAAGGCUCUUCUGAGCCCAGCCUGGAGUCCUGCUAUUGUCGCCUGCUCCUCCUGCCUCUGAUCUCACGAGGGGUUUCGCACCUCUGGACGUGCCUUUCCUCUCCCCGUGUGUGGAGGGAGCCAGCGUUUAGGCCGAAGCGAGCCUGGGGGGCGACGGCCGUGAAGGUAUCGCGGCGACCGACUCGCCAUGGAGGGCGCCGGAGGCGCGAACGACAAGAAAAAGAUAAGUUCUGAACGUCGAAAAGAAAAGUCUAGAGAUGCAGCCAGAUCUCGGCGAAGUAAAGAGUCUGAAGUUUUUUAUGAGCUUGCGCAUCAGUUGCCACUUCCCCAUAACGUGAGUUCGCAUCUUGAUAAGGCUUCUGUUAUGAGGCUUACCAUCAGCUAUUUGCGUGUGAGGAAACUUCUCGAUGCUGGUGAUUUGGAUAUUGAAGAUGAAAUGAAGGCACAAAUGAAUUGCUUUUAUUUGAAAGCCCUGGAUGGUUUUGUUAUGGUUCUCACAGAUGAUGGUGAUAUGAUUUACAUUUCAGAUAAUGUGAACAAAUACAUGGGAUUAACUCAGUUUGAACUAACUGGACACAGUGUGUUUGAUUUUACUCAUCCGUGUGACCAUGAGGAAAUGAGAGAAAUGCUUACACACAGAAAUGGCCUUGUAAAAAAGGGUAAAGAGCAAAAUACACAGCGAAGCUUUUUCCUCAGAAUGAAGUGUACCCUAACUAGCCGGGGGAGAACUAUGAACAUAAAGUCUGCAACGUGGAAGGUGCUUCACUGCACAGGACAUAUUCAUGUGUAUGAUACCAAUGGUAACCAGUCUCAGUGUGGGUAUAAGAAACCACCUAUGACAUGCUUGGUGCUCAUUUGUGAACCCAUUCCUCAUCCAUCAAAUAUUGAAAUUCCAUUAGAUAGCAAGACUUUCCUCAGUCGUCACAGUCUGGAUAUGAAAUUUUCUUAUUGUGAUGAAAGAAUUACUGAAUUGAUGGGGUAUGAGCCAGAAGAACUUUUGGGCCGCUCAAUUUAUGAAUAUUAUCAUGCUUUGGACUCUGAUCACCUGACCAAAACUCAUCAUGAUAUGUUUACUAAAGGACAAGUCACCACAGGACAGUACAGGAUGCUUGCCAAAAGAGGUGGAUAUGUCUGGGUUGAAACUCAAGCAACUGUCAUAUAUAACACUAAGAACUCUCAACCACAAUGCAUUGUAUGUGUAAAUUAUGUUGUGAGUGGUAUUAUUCAACACGACUUGAUCUUCUCCCUUCAACAAACAGAAUGUGUCCUCAAACCAGUUGAAUCUUCAGAUAUGAAAAUGACUCAGCUAUUCACCAAAGUUGAAUCAGAAGAUACAAGUAGCCUCUUUGAUAAACUUAAGAAGGAACCUGAUGCUUUAACUUUGCUGGCCCCGGCUGCUGGAGACACAAUCAUAUCUUUAGAUUUUGGCAGCAAUGACACAGAAACUGAUGAACAACAACUUGAGGAAGUUCCAUUGUAUAAUGAUGUAAUGCUCCCCUCCUCUAAUGAAAAAUUACAGAACAUAAAUUUGGCAAUGUCUCCAUUACCUGCCUCUGAAACUCCAGAGCCACUUCGAAGUAGUGCUGACCCUGCACUCAAUCAGGAAGUUGCAUUAAAAUUAGAACCAAAUCCAGAGUCACUGGAACUUUCCUUUACUAUGCCCCAGAUUCAAGAUCAGCCAGCUAGUCCUUCUGAUGGAAGCACUAGACAGAGUUCACCUGAGCCUACCAGUCCCAGUGAAUAUUGUUUUGAUGUGGAUAGUGAUAUGGUCAAUGAAUUCAAGUUGGAAUUGGUAGAGAAACUUUUUGCCGAAGACACAGAAGCGAAGAAUCCAUUUUCCACUCAGGACACUGAUUUAGACUUGGAGAUGUUGGCUCCUUAUAUCCCAAUGGAUGAUGACUUCCAGUUACGUUCCUUUGAUCAGUUGUCACCAUUGGAAAGCAGUUCUACAAGCCCCCAAAGUACAAGCACAAUCACAGUAUUCCAGCCAACUCAAAUGCAAGAACCAACUCUUGCCACUGCCACUACCACUGCCACCACUGAUGAAUUAAAAGCACUGACAAAAGAUGGAAUGGAAGACAUUAAAAUACUGAUUGCAUCUUCAUCUCCUACCCACAUACCUAAAGAAACUACUAGUACCACAACAUCACCAUAUAGUGAUACUCGAAGUCGGACAGCCUCACCAAACAGAGCAGGAAAAGGAGUUAUAGAACAGACAGAAAAAUCUCAUCCAAGAAGCCCUAACGUGUUAUCUAUCACUUUGAGUCAAAGAACUACUGUUCCUGAGGAAGAACUAAAUCCAAAGAUACUAGCUUUGCAGAAUGCUCAAAGAAAACGAAAAAUAGAACAUGAUGGUUCACUUUUUCAAGCAGUAGGAAUUGGAACAUUAUUACAGCAGCCAGAUGAUCGUGCAACUACUACAUCACUUUCUUGGAAACGUGUGAAAGGAUGCAGAUCUAGUGAACAGAAUGGAAUGGAGCAAAAAACUAUUAUUGUAAUACCCUCAGAUUUAGCAUGUAGACUGCUGGGGCAGUCAAUGGAUGAAAGUGGAUUACCACAGCUGACCAGUUAUGAUUGUGAAGUUAAUGCUCCUAUACAAGGCAGCAGAAACCUACUGCAGGGUGAAGAAUUACUCAGAGCGCUGGAUCAAGUUAACUGAGCUUUUUCGUAAUUUCAUUCCUUUUUUUGGACACUGGUGGCUCAUUACCUAAAGCAGUCUAUUUAUAUUUUCUAUAUCUAUCUAAUUUUAGAAGUCUGGCUACAAUACUGCACAAACUGCUAGUUCAGUUUUGAUCCCCUUUUACUUAAUUUACAUUAAUGCCAGAUCACAGGCAGCACAUUCUCACAGUUCUUUGUUAUUUAAACCAUUGCAUUACAGUAGCAUCAUUUUUAAAAUGCACCUUUUUAUUUAUUUAUUUUGGGCUAGGGAGUUUGUCCCCUGUCGAAUUAUUUUUAAUAAGAUGCCAAUAUAAUCCUUUUAAGAAGGCAGUAACCUUUCAUCAUGAUCAGUCUGAAAAUUUUUUACUCAGUUUUUUCACAUUUUAUGUAAACAAUAAUAAUUUG